UCACAAUUACGCGACUCACGGUUGGCGUCCAAAGCGGAGAAGUAGCCAGGUCAACACAGCGAGUUCAGGUGGAUCGAAGAAGACAGAGGUCCACCGGUGGUAUGGCCAGUCAGGCGCUGUGUGGCAGGACCAGGUUGGUGUCAUAUCUACCUGGGCUGCACCACCUCGUGCGCAGGAUCGCCGGUGCUCGGACCUUCUCUGCGGCCGGGUCCUCGGGAUCCGAUGAACCUCGUGUGGUCGUCACGCCCCCGGAUAUGGUGGCUAGGACGGUCUGGCCAGAUGAGAUUAUGGGUCCAUUUGGACCACAGGACCAUCGCUUCCAACUGCCAGGCAACGUGGGCUUUGACUGCCACCUAGAAGGCACAGCUGCCCAAGGCAGAGUCCCGACAGACCAUUUCGUCCCAGAUGUGCUGUCAGCCCCCUCCAGCAGCGAGAGACAUGAGUUUGUGUUGGCACAGUUUGUCAGCGAGUUCCCGGGUCAGGAAGCUUCGCCAAGUGUCAGCAGAGCGGAGCAGUACUUUGACAAUUCAAGUGUGGAGUGUGCAGUGCAGCUGUGUCCCCAGCUGUUGAAGAAAGAUUUUAAAUCGAUGUUUCCUGAGGCCCCUACUGGAGAAAUGACCGUUGUGACAGUGACCCAGAAAACACAAAAUGACAUGACUGCAUGGUCUGAGGAGGUGGGGAAGGAGAGAGAUCAGCUUCUGGAAAAAUUCAUCAGUGGUGCCACUGAGAUCUGCUCAGCUCUCCGCAAUGCUGGCUUCUGGGCUGACUUCAUAGACCCCAGCUCAGGGUUGGCGUUCUUUGGCUGCUACACAAACAACGCACUGUUCGAGACAGAUGAGCGGUACCGUCACCUGGGCUUCUACGUCGAGGACCUGGGUUGCUGCAAAGUGAUCCGUCACAACCUGUGGGGGACGCAUGUGUUUGUGGGGACCAUGUUUACCGACGCGCCUCCCGACAGCCACAUCAUGAUGAAGCUGCAGGGUAACUAAGAGAGAAUAAGGGAAGACAGCGCUGGACUGGGAUUCCAGGGUUUUGCCAUGGGAAAUUUUUGACUUUUCGCCAUUGAAAAACCAAACUGGGAUUUAGCUUAAUCCUUCUUUAAAAGAAAAAUACGUAUCACUAAAAUAAAAGU
Messenger RNA from Scleropages formosus (Asian bonytongue), 1132 nucleotides. It is a transcript of the gene mmadhcb, whose product is annotated as metabolism of cobalamin associated Db. The transcript has 8 exons. Gene Ontology annotation, cellular component: mitochondrion. Lineage: Eukaryota; Metazoa; Chordata; Actinopteri; Osteoglossiformes; Osteoglossidae. Bases 102 to 989 code for a protein of 295 amino acids. Gene Ontology annotation, biological process: cobalamin metabolic process. The record is from RefSeq and is a predicted model, not a curated record.